Molecule: messenger RNA, 13183 nt
Organism: Passer domesticus (house sparrow)
Lineage: Eukaryota; Metazoa; Chordata; Aves; Passeriformes; Passeridae
Gene: TMEM161B
Product: transmembrane protein 161B
Exons: 13
Coding region: 218-1795 (525 amino acids)
Source: RefSeq, a predicted model, not a curated record
AGGAGGAGCAGGAGAAGAAGAAGAAGGAGGAGAAGGAGAAGGAGAAGGAGAAGGAGAAGGAGAAGGAGAAGGAGAAGGAGAAGGAGAAGGAGAAGGAGAAGGAGAAGGAGAAGGAGAAGGAGAAGGAGAAGGAGAAGGAGAAGGAGAAGGAGGAGUCAGUGCUGUGAGGAGCUGGCCAUGAGAAAUCACCAAGACAGUAUGAAACCUCUGCAACAGGAUGGCAACAGGGGUGACUGCUGCUGGCUGUGACUGCUCCUGCAGUUCAGCUGGAACCUGGGCUGUUGUAACAUCUGGCUGUGGAUUCCACUGCUGCACCAUUAGACUCUCCGUCUUCAAGGGUGUGAUAAGUGUACAGUUGGUGGUUACCAUGGUAAUGGCUAGUGUCAUACAGAAGAUCAUACCCCACUAUUCUCUUGCUCGUUGGCUUCUCUGUAGUGGCAGCUUAAGGUGGUAUCAACAUCCCACUGAAGAGGAACUGCGGAUUCUUGCAGGGAAGCAAAGGGGGAAAAGUAAAAAAGAUAGAAAAUAUAAUGGUCAUAUUGAAAACAAACCCUUAACCAUUCCAAAAGAUAUUGAUCUUCAUCUGGAAACAAAAUCUGUAACAGAAAGGGACACUAUUGCAUUGCAUUACUUUCCAGAAUAUCAGUGGUUGGUGGAUUUCACUGUUGCAGCUACAGUUGUGUAUGUGGUGACAGAAGCCUAUUACAGCAUUAUGAAGCCCUCACAAGAAAUGAAUAUCAGCAUAGUGUGGUGUCUGCUUGUCUUGGCUUUUGCAGUUAAGGUACUGUUUUCAUUGACUACCCACUAUUUCAAAGUUGAGGAUGGAGGUGAAAGAUCAGUCUGUGUCACCUUUGGUUUUUUCUUUUUUGUGAAAGCCAUGGCAAUACUUAUUGUGACAGAAAACUAUCUGGAGUUUGGAUUGGAAUCAGGAUUCUCGAAUUUCUCAGAAAGUGCUAUGCAGUUUCUUGAAAAACAAGGUUUGGAAUCCCAGGGUCCUGUGUCUAAACUAACCUUCAAAUUGUUCCUGGCUGUUCUGUGUUCACUUAUUGGUGCUUUUUUGACAUUCCCUGGCUUGCGACUGGCUCAAAUGCAUCUGGAUGCUCUGAAUUUAGCAACAGAAAAAAUAACACAAACAUUGCUACAUAUAAACUUCUUGGCACCUUUAUUUAUGGUUCUACUGUGGGUAAAACCAAUCACUAAGGACUACAUUAUGAGCCCACCUUUGGGCAAAGAGAGCAUUCCUUUAAUGUCAGAAGAUACAUUUGAUACCGUCAGAUUGUGGAUUAUAAUCCUAUUGUGUGUUUUACGGUUGGCUAUGAUGCGUCAUCAUUUACAGGCCUAUCUGAAUUUAGCCCAGAAAAGUGUGGAUCAGAUGAAAAAGGAAGCUGGUAGAAUAAGUAUGGUUGAUUUACAGAAAAUGGUGGCUCGGGUAUUCUAUUAUCUCUGUGUAAUUGCACUGCAGUAUGUUGCACCAUUGGUAAUGCUGCUUCACACAACUCUGCUCUUGAAAACACUAGGUAAUUAUUCUUGGGGCAUCUACCCAGGAUUGAAUUCUGACUCUUCAGUAGAAAACAGCCUGCUUCCCAAUUCUGUUUAUUCUGAGUCUCCACCUGCUGAUGGAAAGAUGAAAGUAGCUGUAGUACAAAUAACAAUGGCUCUGGGAAGCCUAAAGAGUAUUUUCACUCCUCUCCUGUUCCGGGGACUCCUGUCUUUCCUCAUUUGGUGGAUUGCUGCUUGCCUUUUUUCUACAAGCCUUUUUGGUCUCUUCUAUCACCAGUACCUGACUGUGGCAUGAGCAAGCCAACUGACAGAGCAAGUGUGAGGUCAGAUUCUAGAUACAAACCGAGGUACCCAAGAGGAGAUGAAGAGAAAAGAAAACUAUAUAUGUGAAGAGAAAACAUGUAAUAAUUAUUUUUAAAGACUUCCUUGAUGUUCUCAGGGUGAAUAAUCUUAAAAUGUUUAAAAUUGCAACUGGGCUUGUUAUUUUAGUUACCCAAAUGGUAGGUAACUAAUUCAGUUAUAGUGCUGGGACUGACUGACAUUAUUGUGUUGUAGAUGGUGGUAAGGAUGCUGAAAAGAUGUGACCUCUGAGUACCUUGGUUUCCACAAACAGCAAGCCAAACUCAAAAAUUUGUUUUUUAAGCAUCAACAGCCACUAGCUGAACUGCAUUCUAAGGGUACUGGACAUAGUGAUGGUGGCUAUUGAUUAAGCUGCCUAUUGAUUAAGUCUUGAAACUGAGCCAUACAAGUGAAAGGAGAGAGAGGGGAUUUAAAAAAAAUUCUGUUGGACAGCUGUUGAUCACUUUUCUCCUUGGAAAAUUAAAAAAUCCAACAGGACAAAAGAGAUACUGUAUAUUACAGUAAGAAAAGUUGUAUAAAAUUUAAAUUUAACAGGAGCAGAUGUGUGUACGUGACAGGUAUUGCUGCCUGCAUAUUUUGCAGGAGUGCUUGUGCAGUAAGAAGAGAGUUAUAGCAAAUAUAUUAUUUCAGUACCUGCAGUAAUUUUAAAGUAAUGGCCAUCUGUAUUGGUGCUAGUAUUGAUCCACACAUUGCGUCUGGAUCUUUUAAAUUUCUUCUUUUGAGGUCGUAGAUAAAUUCCACUGAAUUUACAAAAGAAUAGAAAAUAAUUAGUGACACCAGUCAAACAUUUCAAAACAAAAUAGUUUAAUCCUGCUGACUGAUAUUGUAUGUAUAUGUGUAAUGUACAUAUAUAUUAUAUAUCAAAUAUAUAAUAUAUAUGAAGGUAUGAAAUAUGGAAUCUUUAUUUUAAAUUCCUGAAUGUAUCUUACAGUGCUGUGGGAGAGGGGUGUAUGUGUAUCUAAUAAUUUCAAGAUUGCCUUUUGAAAUUAAACUUAAUUUUUUCCUUUUUUUUUCUUCUUUUUCUUUUUUUUUUUUUUUAGUUUAGUUGAAAGGGCUAUUUGGUUUUUGUGCCUCUUUAGAGGUACUUAGCUAUACUAAAGAUUUUACACUGUCUUGGAAGUAAAGAUCUGCUUAAACUGUUAAUCUUAAAAUUUCUGUUCUGUCAAAUCAUCAUCUUUGCCGCUUUAAUCUGUGCUAACUUGACCACAUAAUGAUAAUUACUAUAUCUUGGCUACAUAGAUUUUCUGUGUAAUAAAACAGCUGUGUAAUAAGAAAAAGAUCAAAGUAUUAACUUUACAAUUUUUGCUUAACUGGAUUGAUAGAUUCCACUCAUAAAAUUAUUUACAGUUUUUCAGGUGUUUUGUGUAUUUGCAAAACAGGAAUGGGGAUUUAUAUGCAGUAGCUUUUUUAAACAGUUAUUAUUAAACUUCACAGAGGUCAGUGGGUUUUUUAGCUAAUACUAGCUGGUUUUAUGUUACUGUUCUUUUUCUCUUGAAUUUGUGUACAGCUUUGGCGUAAGCAUUUAUAAAUGGAAAAGCUUAACUAAAUUUUUAAUACGUAGCAAACCUACCAUAUGGGAGAACAAACUCAAUGAAUGCAGAAAAUCAAGAUUUUUAAGCUGGUGAUAAACUACCUUGCUGUGUUGAAAGCCUUUUAAGUUAAUUAUUAGUUUAUUAAGUUGCAUUUAUUGGGAAAAGAUAUGUGUACACCAGCCUAGUACCUACUGCAUGUGUUUGGGAUGUGUGAGAACACCUUGCGUGAUGCUGCUAGUUUCAUUGCACUAUUUCAAGCAAGCUUUGUUGUUUUCACACCAACUUUUUGUAACUAAUAGGGACAAUAGCUUAACCGUGCGUUGGCUUAGAGAAUAAUAUUUGACCUCAUAGUUUCAAAUUUCAGGCAUUCCUUGGAAAUAUUUUUCAGAUGAAUAAUUGAAUGACAAAAUAUGACAGUCCAACAAUACUGCACCCACUUUCAUAUUAGUUCAAGAUACAUCGUUACUACAAGAUACAUCAUUGCUAAAGAAUUAGUAAGGCCAGCUUUUAAGUUAGAGUUAGGGUGUUCAAUGCCAAUCUUUGGUCUGAAAAAUAAAACAAUGCAAAAGAGUUUGCCUCUGAUAGUGAACUUACCUGAUGAAGCUCACUAUAUAGGAGAUGUAACCUGUUGUUGAAAUCUGAAGGAUUAAAUUUUGGAUACUUCAGAAUACUUCAAAAUAAUGUUAAGCAACAGUUUUUGCUGAAUUAGUCAUUCUGAAAGCUUAUAAGUAAAAGUGAACUGUAGUUAUAUAAUAAUGCAUUCAGCAAAAGUAAUAAGGAUCAUGUAGCUGAACUUCACAAAGCUUUUGCUAAGAAGUUAUGCUGACUUAUUGUUCAGACAUCACACUGAUCACAGUGAAAAAUAUGUACCUAGUGUUAUAAACAUGAAGUUCAGUGCUUGUAGCCACUGUGCUGUUCAAUUGUUCUACAGUCCAUUGUUCUGCAGAAUUGAAUGGUUAACCUUCUGGUCAGCAGUGAGUGGGAGAUGGUCUUUCUGUGGAUCCAUUUAAUCCUGACAUGAUUAAAUGAAGGCUUAUGAAAAAUUUAAAUGUGGUAAUAAAAGCCUUUGAAACAUGGUGACAGUGAAACCAGAGGGACCAUAUUGCUAAGGUUGUGAUCAGUGCUUCUGACAAGUAUGUGAUACGAUCCAAAAUGUGUUUUAAAGUAAAGUAGCAACCUGAUAGUCCUGACUUCCAUAUAUAUUGUGUAAGGUUCAAAGGAAUAUCUGCUUACUUCUGUAGUAAGUUCCUGCAGCUGGCAAAUGAUUUGUAUGUUUCAUGGAGAUCUUUAUCAGCACCUGGUGAUGGGGGGAAAACAUCUUUCAGAAAUGGAAAAGCAAUAAAAUGUGACUGAAAGGUUGGUAAGUGUUACUCAGGUUUCUUAAACAUUUUGUCUUGCUUUUUGCCCACUACUUAAUAAAAAAUUGUAGAAUGGUUAGGGCUGGAAUUGAUCUGGAAUGGAUCACUUUUCACCAGACCAGGUUGCUCCAAGCACCAUCAAACAUGGCUUUGAACACCUCCAGAGAUGGGCAGCCAUAGCUUCUCUGGGUAACUUUAUCUAGUGCCUCACCACCUUCACAGGCAAGAGUCUCCAUCUAACACUUAAUCUAAAUCUCCCCUCUUCUAGUUUAGAAGUGUUCCCCCUUGUCCCAUCACUCCCUGCCUGUGCAAAAAAUAAUUCUCCCUCUUUUUUAUAAGCUCCCUUUAAGUACUUGGAAGCCACAGUGAGAUCUCCCUUAGUUUCUGAGAGAUUUUAGAAGGAAAUGUUCCUUUGGCAAAGAAUCCAUGUCUGUUUCUUUCUUCUUAAAUUCAGAUCUCCCUUCCUUUCUUAGUGAUGUGACUUCCAUUGCCGAUCUACAGUGCUGUCCAUAUGUUCCCUUCUCAGAAGCAAGUAGGCUAAAUUUGUUCAAGAUUGUAUUUUGACUUGUGUUUAGUUUAAAUUUGUCUAUUUUUUUGAAGGAUUAGUUCCUUUAAAUAGUUUAAAUAACUUAAAAUUCCAUCUGAAACAUGAACAAACUUGUUAACAUUUGUUUAAACUCUUCACUUUUAUUUUGUGGGUCCCUUUCAACAAAGGGUUAAGGCAGUGAAAAAUCCAAGUCUUCCAGCAAGUUGAGGGAGGUCCAGACGUACACUUGGCUAUUUCUGAGCUAAGAGAAGUUGAUUAAGAACAGGAGAAUAAAUUAUAGAAAGCCUGUUCACUUGGUAGGUGACAUUCUCAGGCUGCUCUUGUCCUCUCUUAAUUCCUUCUCAAGCUGUAGGUUAUACCAGUUUUUGAGGUUUUGUUAGCUGCGCAGUCUUUCCCUCUUCCAGAAUUCUCUCGCAUAAAGGAUCCACGGAUUAAAUAGUAGCAUCAGUACAAGAGAAUAUCCUUGUACAGAGGAUACUUAGGGAAAGUUAAUUUCUGUUGCAGUUCUUCUCCUCAUUUGGAUCACAAGUACUGCAGGGUGUUUAAACAGAGAUAUGUUCUUCCCUGGAUGUAAAGUCAAAUUUGUCUUAAGAAUAAAAAUGCUACCAAGACAUCAACUCAACAUUUAGGCAGCAUAACCUCAGUCUAUAUAGUGGUUAGCAAGUAUGGAAAUUUCAGCUAACUUCCAAGGAACAAUUCAAAGUGCUGUGCUUCAUUACAGUAACUACAUCUAAGUGAUAAUAGGCACUUUGGAUAUAUCAAAUAGGAAAUUGAACACAUCUGAUCUUAAAGCUGUUGGAAGAUUCUCCAAGAUAAAAGGCCUUAUGUCUCUUUAUUCUCAAAUACCAGCUGUACUUUCCACAGAGAUAAUUUUUAUCAGUUCUUAAAUACUACGCUUCAUUAUUUUUCUCAUGACACAUUUUGCACAUUAAUUUGUUCAACACAGCCCCUCCACACCUUAACCCCACACACAUAACCCCACAGUUAAUUUUGUCACUGUCAAGUUCCUAGAUACUUUUAGUUAAAGAAUUGAGUGCCCAGACAGAAUGGAGACAUUGAACAAGUAUGAGGCCAAAGAAAACUGUGUGUUCUCUUGUGUACGCCUGAGCAAAAUCUUAAUGGAGGAAGGCAACAGCAGGUUACUUGUAUCUUAAAUCAAAUAUUAAAUGUGAAUUGUGAGUAAGACUGUUAUUUUUAACAUCUGCAGCCCAAAUCCCAAAUGGUAAAUAGAGCAAUAUUUUGAUGUCACAGAUACCUACUCUAAAGAGCAUCGAGGCAACAGAUGCUUAGAAGCCAGAUGUCUGAUCUCACUAAGCAGGCUGAUUCAGAUUGGUCUGUCUAUGCUUCAGAGUGAUUUUUGUGUCUCCUUUAGGAAGGCCUGCCACGCUUUAUGACCUGUGCGCAGCACAUACAGUCAUGUGCUAUAUGAUGAAGUAGAUGGCGUGUCUGUAGUACUCUCUGAGUACUAGACUGAAAGGUCUUCCUCCUCUAGGUGAGAUCAUGAAGCCAGCAUGUCAUUUCCAGGCUGCUUUUACUGACAUCUGUAUAUGCUGCACUUAACUUUUUCCAGUCUCUCUCACUGUGGAUUGCUAGUGCACUGCAUGUUGUUUUGCAUGCCAGUGUAUAUGUAUUUUUAUACCCUUGAUUUCAAUAGUGUUUUUAAUGGAAAUUAUUUUUAAUCCUAAUACCAUGGAUCAUAUUUUCAUUUUUUUAAAAUUAAUAUUAGUGCCUGCAACUAGAAGUCAAAAACUUUUACUUUUUUUUUUAGCUUGAUGUUUAAGCUGAAGUAUUAACAGGUAUGCAUUUUUAUAGCAAAGUCCAAAAUGCACCUGUAAAUACCAGAUUUUUUCAUGUGAUUACACAUCAGUCAAGAUCCUUAGAAUUUGUACUUGCAGCAUUUUUUCUCAACAACAUACUAUCCAUAUGAUCCUGCUAUGUAUAAAAUACACGUCUCAAAAGAACUUUGAAUAGCUUUUUACAAACUCCUUAGUAGUAAGUCAUUAUUCUUUUCUUGUACUGCAAUGUAUUUUUUAAAACCUGGCUUAAAAUUCCUGUGCUUGAAGUCAGACUUAUUCUCUAUUCCUCUGUUCAUAGUAACUCUGCCUCCUGUAUGUGUUCUAAGCUUCCAGAAUACAUAUUCACAGUAUUUUUCAUAAAAACAUAGGAUGAAGAAAAAGGCAUCAAAAAUCAUGUUUCAUAACUACAGUUCAUACCCAUGUCAUGAUGUGCCAACAGUUUUUAUUUUUCCUAUCUUUGAUCAUUCCUUUGUUCCAUUGUUAACAGUAUGUAAGGCUUUCUAGGAGGAAUAUACGUGGAAAAAAAUUCUGUAGUAGAAGUUACUCAAAGCUGUCUUCCCGUUUAUGUGAGGAAAUAUUAAUGCAAAGAUGCUAUUAAAUAAUUUCAGCCUAAAAUUUCUCAUAAGGUAGACAUGUUACAAAUUGCACAGGGAAUAUCUUCCAAGUUGUAAAUAUUUUAUUUUAAAUCUUCUACUUGUUUCAUUGUUGCUGGGAACACAUAAAUUCAAUGUUGUUCUUCAGUUAAUAGUCUUUUUUAUUUUUAUCUUUAAGUGAAAAGCACAUAAUACUUUCUACUCUAGAAUAAAGACCUAAGACAAAAAGAUUCCCCUACCUUCAUUUCAGUAUUUGCCAAAUGGAAAAGACUCUGGUGUUAUAUAUGUAAAUUUUAGCUUCUCUUACUGCUACAAUACUGUUAAAAUAUUAUUUUUAUAGUUACAGCUUUACAAAUACUAAGACUAUCGUGCUUCACAGUGAGGAUAGUGUUAAGUGGUGUUUGCAUUAUAGGGAUCUGGUGUUGCAUUAGCUGCUGUUUAAAAACAAAUAGGCUCCUAUGCUUUUAAAUGUCAGUAUCUGUGAUCAGAAGAGCACAGCACAAGUUGAAAAAGCUCACUUUGGGGUGUCUUUUUGGUUGUUUUGGGUUUUUUUUUUAGCGGUGCAGGUAAUACUUGGGUACAACUACUACAGCUAAUAAACAAUCUCCAGUAAUAUUCUUUUUGUACACUGUAAAGUACCUAAUUGUGGGUGAUUCUGGUAGCCCUUGAAAUAGGGUUUGCUAUGAAAUUAUUUUUUUCAUACAUUUUUUGACUUAUAUAAUGUCCGUAUGUGGUUUUGUGCUGUUACAUAUUGGAAACAAAUAAGAUUUUGAAGAAAUGUUUUCCAUUCCUCUUACUUAAAUGUUAAUCUAACCAUCUUGCCCAUAUCUGACUGAUAAUUGAACACCCCUAGUUUAAAUUAAUACCCCCUCCCUCUGCCACCUCUGCAUUCUUUUCUUGAUGACUGAGGGCCAGUAUUUACAAGAUUUGGAAUGGUUUGACUUACAAAAUUCUGUAGCGACACUUUGGUGUUAAUUAUACCUUGGUGCUAAUUAACACCUUGGUGUCAAUUAUACCGUAUAGCACAUGGGUGAUUUCAGACAGGUAAGUAGUUCUGCUUGGGCUCAGAAAGGCAACACUGAAGGUUGCUGAAUCCUUAUGGAUUUGGAGCACAAAGAGUACCAAUUGUGAUACUGCUGACUGACACCAAGCUUCCAAAACUUACACCUGGGAGAAUUUUGUAGAAUUCUGUUAAGAGUAUUCAGUAGUGAAACCACCCUUACUUUAAAACUGCUUGUCUACCUUCAGGAAUGCAAGAGCUGAAGGUAGAACCUGACUGGUUCAGCAAGGAGAUUAAAAAAGUGAGGAAACAACAGGCCCCUGCUUCUGAGUUAAUUAUACAUUCUGCAUGUGAAGUGCUUGUAAGUUGAGAUGGUGUUGCUGGUUCAAAUCUACCAAAGGAAGCCUUCUUCUGAGGAAGGCUUGUCACAGCAUGUUGAGCUUUUAGCUCUAAAAAGUGGCUAUAGAAAUCCAUACUGUAUAUAGUACACUGUUUGGGAAAAACUGGUACAAUAAGUUUGCUAAAUAUUUCCUUACACUAUUUGUAAGAAGUUACAUUACAUUUUUUACUGUAGGGCAUUUAAGAAGAUAGUUUUGCCUUGCUUGUUUUAUAUUAAUGUGAAAAUAAUAAGAAUUGGUUUGUCAUUUAAAUGCCUAAAUUUCUUUAACAGCAGUAAAUAUCACAAAACUGAAGCAAAGUUAUACUUUCUUAUUCCCUAUUCAUUUUGUUGAAAUGUUACAGUUUAACUCUGCUUUUAUAAUGCACACAUUAUUAAAAUAAAAUUUAUGUCUAUUAGUUGCUCAUGGUAAUACCACAGCAAAUCUAAGAGAAACUGUGAUAUCUGCUGUUUAUCAAGUGGCUCCAACUUGCUUGCCUUUGUAAAGCAUUAACCCAUGCUGGACAUAUAAUGUCUACUGCAGUAAUGUUCCUAGAGUAUUUUAGUAUCCUUACAUGUACUUUGCAUGCCUUGCACUUGUGCACUGUAAAGAAUUUUAAAAACCCAUUAUUUUAUAUAGUAUUUCCCAUAUCCAAAAUAAGACAAUUUCUAAAGCCAAAGAUCAAUAAAUGUUUAUUGUCUACCAGUGUGCUUUUUUCCUACUUUUGUGAUAUAUACUAGUCUUUAUCAGCUUGCAAAAUCUCCAAAGAGCAUGUAAUAACCAGGCUUCAUACCAUUCUACUAGUCUAAAUUGUUUACUUUUAGAAAUUAUUGAGUAGGCCAUUUAUUCCCUCCUUCUUUUGGGUGCAGCAGAAUAAAUACUUUUUGAGUCUAAAUGUAGGUAGUGUCUUAUUCAUGGGAACAGCAGUUUAAUCACAAAGAGCCAUUAGAGAUUUUCAUAUGAGUGUUUUCAUUUUUGUGUAUUUCAGAAUUUAAAUUUUUGAAUAAUUUCUAGAGGAAGAUUGGCUGUACACCAUGAUAAGUGGAGGAAAUUCUGGGUUUUACAUUCAAAGGAUUUGUCGCCCUUCUUGACUGUUGCCCUUCUUGACUGUUGCCCUUCCUAGUAGGAAAUCACUUAGAAAGGGGUUGUGUUUGCUUCUUGUAAUAAGAAAUGUAUUUAAAGGCAUUACAUGGUCUCUCCUAUUUGUUUCAUCUUAGUAGCACUAAGAAAGAGUAUACUUAAUAAUCUUAGUAAUCUUGUAACCAUCUUGAAUUUAAUUUUUGAAAUAUCACAUUUGGUUAUACAUGCAUUUUCUUUAGAUGUGUACAACAAAUGCAGGUGAAUUAUGCCAGAAUUGCCCAAAUAGUUCCAUAGGUAUAAAAAAAAAAUCCUUGAGUAGACAUCCUUCUUUAGCCUAAACCCAAAGUGGUACCAAAGACCCCUUCAGUCCAUCAGUUGUGUUGCAGAAGUAAAGUGUGGCAUGGUGCUGAGAAGAGCCAGUGUUGACAUUUGUCUACAAGUCUACAAGGCAUUUGAGCUGUGGGACCCCUUCCUGAAAGUGUAACAAUGCUGAGGUUUAAAGUUAUGGUUAAGAGGAAAGAACAGAAUUAUAGUGGGAGAUCUGCUUAUGUCUCAGAAGGCAGCUUAGCCUUCUACUUUCUCCAUGCAGCCUGAUGUUUUAGGCUGCCUUUGGAAUCCACAAUCCCCUGGACUUUGCAGUAGAAAUGUUAAGCCCAAAAUACAAGAGUGAAAGCCUUGGCAGUAUACUUCUGGAAUAAAAGCAAGCCUUGGAUUUCAAGGGUCACAUCAAUCCACCAGGUUCACACUGUGUAACUCAAAGGACUUAAAAGGUCUUCAGCUGACCUCUGCUGUCAUAUGCAGACAUGCAUGAUUCAAUGUAGUUCCAUAGGGAGUACUCAAUUUUUGAAAUGUUUAUUUUAGCUGAGUAUGUGCAGUGGGACAGGAAAGCCUGGAAAUAUCCUCCAGACAAUAGGGUAAGCAUCUGGCACCGUCCUGUGCUGUCUGGUCUAGGUAGGGCUGAGAAAAUGUUGAAGGUGUUGCUUGUUUGAUUCUGAUUUUAUGACAAAUUUUCAAAGAAUAUGCAGCACAAUUAUUGUUGCUUGCAUUCUUAAUAGGCUAUUACCUGGUGGACUGUGAAAUGGACCAGAAAAUCCCUCUUAAAGAGGAAUAUUCAUGUUCCAUCUAAAUCCAUAUUUUAAAAAGGUGGGUUUUUUUAUACAUAACUCUGGAGUUGAGAUGAGAGUUUUGCAUUCCAGGGGGUGCAGCACUGAUGAGUCUGAGGGAAGGUCAGCUUUUCACUUCAUGAAAUGGGAGCAUAUGUCUCUUUGUAAAGCAGACAGGAAAAUAAAGACUUUUUUCUCUGAAUUAUGAGCUUUACAAGCUACUUUCAGUUGUUCUGGAUAACCAACCUCUUACAUAUCUUUCAGCUGUCAGAUUUUAAAGCAGCUUUUCAAUAAGUACAACAUUUGUAUGAUUUCCCGAAGUUGUCAUUUCUAUAGAUAUAUAGAUAUAUACUGUGUAGAAUUUGUGCAUUGUCAGAAACUAAAAGAAUCCAGACUCUCAGUUGGGGUUAGGUUGGUCUUCAAGCAUCAGCAAUGUCCAUUUGCUUCCCAUUCAUUUGGCUUAUAUUGUGCCUAGGACAAACCUUCAAGAUUUGGUCCUAUAGUCUGGUUUUUUCUUUGAGUGAAAUAUUGGUAUCAGCCUGACAAGAAGAGUGAAAUACAAAAAUCUUCAGCGCUAACGUCUUUUCUGGAUUUCCAUUUUCUCUUUCUUCAUGAAGUGGGAUUAAGCUGUUGCUGCCAUUUCACAGACAGCAUGAGCUCACAGUAUUGGGAAAAGGGACAUGGGGAGGGACAUCAGCUGAGUUAUAUAUCAAGGAAUUUGGGGUGCAAUUUACAAAAUGAAAACAGUUGUUCUGGACAGGGAUUUGUUUUCCACAGGAAACUGCGAUGUGGUUAUCAUGCUAGACAUUCCUAUGAGGAAUGAGUGUUACUAAAAAACACAAGGCCCAAGCUGGAGAUUAUAUUGUGUACUGCAGAACAAGUAGGACUAAUGCUGUAAAACUGCAGGAUGAGGUGGUGUGUAUUGUUUUUCAUGUGAGAACCUGGGAAAACUACAGCACCAGGAUCAACAAAUAAACCGCUAUUUAAUCAAUUUCUAUUCUUAUGCUUGGAAUUUUGGAACUUUUGGAUUGGAACCACUGUGGCUGGUUUGCCACACUAAAGGCACAAAUCUAAUACUUUAACACAGACUAUGCAUUGCCAUUUUUUAAACUGCAUUGCUUUUAAUGCUUUCAAAAAGUUUUAGUGGUAAAAGAUUUUAAAAUUUUGCUGGCAUCUAGUAAAAAAAUAAUAUAAAAUUGAAAGUAAAUAUAAAGUAAGGUAAUACAAAAGUUUUGCUCUGUCUAAAGACCAUGUUAUCUUAAAAGGCAACCUUUCUGUGAAAAUUCACUUUCUAAAUGCUGUUGAAUUCAACUCCAUUGACCACAGUUUUUAGCUGAGGAGUGUUGCUUUCAGUGGAGCAACCUCCAAAGGUGCCAGCUGUGUCCUCCUGCAGACACAGUGGGCCAGGCAGCCCAGGCACAUGCUUACCAUUUCUUUUUGCAUCCCAUACCUUUGUCAUCCUUUCCCACAAAUUGCUCCACCAGGUGCAAAUGCUCCUACAUGAAUCUGUAAUUACAGAUUUACAAAACUGUUACUUAACCUGUGUAUGCUCACACAAAAUAGUACUGUGUUCAUGGUCUUUUCAUGCCACCCCUUAUGCUACCCCUGCCAAGAUAAUAACCUCUCAUAUACUAGUUAGUCAGCCUUAUUAAUGCAAAUCACAAUUAACUUUACUUGUUCUUUUGCAACAACUUUGCAGCUCUGAUUCUUACCUGGAUAUUCAAUAAUUCUCAGUUUAUAUGUAAGUUUACAUAUAUGUCUUUUAAGAUAUAACCACCAACUCCAUGGUACCCAGUGACUUUCCUCUGAUUAUGUCUAUACAUUUAAUUUGUCUUAGUAUUCCCUAGUCUUUUUUUCCUGUAUCCUGGCCUGCCAUUUUGAAAAACAAACAAGAGUAUUCCAGCUAAUGCCUCUUCCUGAUCAGAAAAAAAUUGAAA